Messenger RNA from Gryllus bimaculatus (two-spotted cricket), 1275 nucleotides. The record is from the annotation of a GenBank genome assembly. NCBI's taxonomy places the organism in Eukaryota, Metazoa, Arthropoda, Insecta, Orthoptera, Gryllidae.
CCGUUUUUCAUUAAAUUUUUCAAAAUUUCACCAUCGAAAGCAAAAUCCUGUAUAGAAAUUUGUAACUGGGUAGCAACUACGAACUCGAAACUGCUGAGAACACAACGAAUUCAGUCUCGUGACUCAUGACUUGUAUGACAGACAAAUGUGAGAUACAUAUCAGCUGUGUGUGAGGAGCUGAUAACGCGAACUGACGCGAGUUGAGCGAGUUGACGCGACUAUCGUGUCGCGUGUGCUCUCGCGAUAGUAGCUGAAAGCGGACUGAAAUUUGUUUCAAGAAAUCUUCGACAGGCCUUUGCAGCAUUGACCAGGCAUUUUUGCAGUACCCCUGCCCAGGAUUCGGAAAAGAGAAGUCUAAAACAGCGCCGAAGCAAACUAAUGAAAAGCGAUCAGCGUGGUGUCCUCGGUCUGGUGUAAUUACAUUUACUCUUGCGACGUUUGGUGUUGUGUACUGCCCGUGUCGUGCUUUUCAGAUCAAAAACAUUUGGAAGUAUGAUAGCACGAUUUGCCAAUUUGUACAGAAUUAAUAAUUUUGGCUAUGUGCUAAAGGAGUGUCGUUAUCUUCUGUCAAGUUUUAGGAAAAUAAGUGGUUCGAAGGUUCUAGAUGAAAUCUCUGGGGAUUUCAAAAACAUUAGUGAUGAUGAAUGGGAAAAAAAAUUAUCACCUUUAGAGUUUGCAGUUUGCCGCAAAGCAGGAACAGAACGUCCAAACACUGGAAAGUACAAUUCCUUUUAUGCUUCUGGCACAUACAGUUCUGAAAGCAAAUUUAAUUCUGGUUCUGGAUGGCCUUCUUUUCAUACUGCAAUAACAAACGCUUUAGAAGAAAGACGUGAUGAGAGUCAUGGAAUGGUUCGAACUGAAGUACGAUGUGCUAAGUGUGAUGCUCAUUUGGGCCAUGUUUUUAAGGAUGGUCCUCUUCCCACUGGAGACCGCUACUGUAUCAAUAGUGUUUGUAUGACCUUUGAACCUAAAGAUAACACAACCGAUUAGUAUGCUACAUAUUGAAAGAGAUCUAAAGAAAAAAUGACAAGGCAAUAUAGGUGUUGCAGUAAUCAUGUCAGAAAAUUUGGAAUCUCAAUAAAGUACAGAUAAAGUAACAUUGGUUAUUUCUUAAAUCCAGUAAAAAGUGCCUAACACAAAGCCUUAGCUAAUUCUGAAAUUAGUGAAUAGUAAGUGCAUAUUUUCAUUCAUACUUUAUAUCGGAAGUUUUUGUUUUUUAUGGCAUGUUGUGAUGAAUAUUUAAAGAAACCAUAUAUCAAUAAAACUGUCCACAAU